Molecule: messenger RNA, 2527 nt
Organism: Topomyia yanbarensis
Lineage: Eukaryota; Metazoa; Arthropoda; Insecta; Diptera; Culicidae
Product: zinc finger protein 664-like
Exons: 3
Coding region: 159-1667 (502 amino acids)
Biological process (GO): regulation of transcription by RNA polymerase II
Cellular component (GO): nucleus
Molecular function (GO): DNA-binding transcription activator activity, RNA polymerase II-specific; RNA polymerase II cis-regulatory region sequence-specific DNA binding
Source: RefSeq, a predicted model, not a curated record
CCAAAAACGUCAUAUUCGAACGCCAUAUUCUUUUACUGCUGAAAAUUACCGGUCGAGUGAAGUUGCACUUCUCUUGAAUUCGUGAAAAAUCGCGUGGUUUUGAUUUUAUGGUUUUAUUCAAGUUCUUCAGCACUUGAUUAUAAGCAACGCGAAACGUGAUGGAAGAAUCCGUUGAAAUUAAGAAGGAAAUUGAGUUGUCGAGUGAAGUGGAUCCAGACCGUGCCGGUGAAUGUGGUGGCGUCGCCCUGCCAAAAAAUGACGGAGUACCUUCGGUGACUCCUUCAUUGCCGGCUGCAGUGGGUUGCGGUGGCACUGUUUCUAACCCAAGCAUUCCGGCGGAGCUGGGCGAAAUAGAGCUGAAGUUUGAGGCAGAGCUGCCUAGUGUGACGGCUAGCAUUGCCGAUAGUGAUACUCCGAAAGAAAUGAAACCGGAGAGUGUAGGUGAAUUCAGUGGAGGAAUUAAAAAAGUUAAAAAGGUUGCACCAAAAGGUCCACCGAGUAAUGAUGAUGAUAGUGAUGAUGAUAGUGAUGAUGAUGAUUCAAGUGACAAUUCCGGCGAGAAAAGCCACUGCGACAACCAGCCGCUGGAUGGUGAUGGCACCAACGGUGAGAGCUCGAACAAAUGUGACCUACCCAGCAGUUCACAACAGCCAUCCUUCAAAUGUGACACCUGUGGCAAAGAAUUCCGACUCAAGCGACAGUUGCAGCGACAUUUGAAAACUCACAGUCAAGAACGUCACUAUCGGUGCAGUGCCUGUGGCCGAACAUUCAGGAUCAAGUACCAACUCGUCCUGCACAUGCGGCGUCAUGCUGUCGAUCGGCCGUUCCGCUGUGAAACCUGCGGGGAAAGUUUUGUACUGGAAAUUUUGCUGGAAAAUCACCGGAGAAAACAUACUGGAACCCAGAGGUUUAAGUGUGACGUUUGUGGCAAAGGAUACGAUCAAAACAGUCAGAUGAAGGCUCACAUGAGAUCCCAUUCGAGCGAACGUCCCCACAAAUGUGACCAGUGCGAUAAAAGUUUCAAAAAUAAGAAAUCGCUACGGUUUCACAUUGCCGGCCAUACGAACGAUUUUCCCUUCAAAUGUGAGGCAUGUGGUAAAGCAUUUUCCAUCGAUAAAAAGUUACAACGGCAUGUGAAAUGUCAUAAUAAGGAACUGCUCUAUCGGUGUAGCAUUUGUGACAAAGGAUUCCGAUUGAAUUCCCAGCUUAACAAACACCUGCGUUGGCAUACUGGGGAAUGUCGGUAUCAGUGCGGAAUUUGCGGAAAAAGUUUUGCCGAUGAACGCUAUCUGGGAAUUCAUACGAAGAUACACACGGGUGAUCAGCAGUACAAGUGUGAAGUAUGCGGAAAAGGAUGCAGUUCCAACAGUAACUUUGUAGCUCACAUGAGAUCCCACACGGGCGAACGCCCGUACAAGUGUGACACAUGCGAUAAAACAUUCGCCACCAAAUAUUCCCUGCAGUAUCACAGUGGGAUACACGCGACGGAACAUCCCUUCAAGUGUGACACUUGUGGGAAGGGAUAUUCCAUCGAGGUACAGUUCAAGCGACAUGUGAAAAUUCAUAGCGACGAACGGCUGUAUCAGUGUAGUAUUUGCAGCAAAGCAUUCAGGAUUCAUUCGCGCCUUGUCACACACAUGCGGCGGCACACUGGUGAACGGUCGUGAGAAUGAAAAAGUAGGUGGCGCUUUGAUUGGAUCUAUUAUAUUUUAUUUCACAGAAUAUGUCAUUGGAGCCUUCUAGCUCUUUGCAACUUUUUGAAUGUAGUAUUAGGCAAUCCAUUAGACGUUAGUUUGACAAUUCAGCGUUGGGUUCUGUCAACAAGUCUACUCCUGCGAACAGAAAAACUUGUCCGACAAACAACUUUCGUUAGUCCGAUUCGUUUGAUGUUGGAUCAAAUCAACGAUAUUGUCGGACGUCGCACCCCUCAGAAUAACGUCAGAAUAAGUAAACAAGAAAUAAUCAGCUGAUCAGAAACGUCUCAUGGAUUGCCUAAUUAGGUUCUUUACUGAUACAGUCAACCUCACUUUUCUUGACAGUUCACUUGUACUGUUUACAUGGACGUAGAAAAUUUUGUGGACGACUAAAUUUGCUCAAAGGAAAACGCAAAGAUUUUUUCUAAACAGUACAAGCGAAUUGUCAAAAAUGAACACUCGAGUUCAUUUGUGACGUCACCGUAAAAUAUUCAAUAGGAAAAAGAAACUUCAGCUCUCCUAACAAGGAUCACUGGUGGUCCACUAAUGUGGACACGUGAUUGUCAUACACCCCCCCCCCCCACCCUCAUUAUCCCAUCAAAUCCAAUUGUGUAUCGAUCACACAAAUAUUUGUUUUUAAAUAGAAUUUUACAUUCUACCGCAUAUAAUUUGGUAGGACAAAAAUGGAACCAAAGUAAAAUAGUGUAAACAAUAAAUGCCAUAAAAGCUAGAUUGACACCAACUUGCCACAUAAUUAGGUUGAAAUUUUUCAAUGUUAAUUAUUUUAAGAAACAAAAAAAGGAAUCGGAAUUAUAAUAUUAAUAAACGCGUGU